AUGGCAAACCAAACCUAUGUGGCUGAAUUCCAUUUCCUUGGCCUUUCCAGAAGCUUGAAGAUCCGUCUUUUAUUGCUUGGACUUUUUUCAAUUGUCUAUUCUCUCACUCUGGUGAGCAACACAAUCAUCUUAAUCCUCAUAUGGUUGGAUGCCCGGCUCCACACUCCCAUGUAUUUCUUUCUGAGCCAUCUGGCUUGUGUGGACAUCUGCUAUACUUCCAGCACUGUCCCCCAGAUGCUGACAAACCUUCAAAGCCCAGGACAAGCCAUCUCAGUGCUUGGAUGUGCCAUGCAGAUGUAUAUCUUUCUGGCCUUGGCCACAGCAGAGUGUUUUCUCCUGGCAGUGAUGGCCUAUGAUAGAUAUGUGGCAAUAUGCCAUCCACUGCAUUACACAGUCCUCAUGAACAAAAGAAUGUGCAUCUUUAUGGCCAUGAUAUGCUGGACGAGUGGCCUCGUCCUCCCAGUGGUCCAUACUGUUCUCACUUGGCAGUUGCCAUUCUGUGGCCCUAACUUGAUAGAUCACUUCUUUUGUGAAAUGCCAGCUUUGCUGAAGCUGGCAUGUGCUGAUACUGGAGUUAUUAAAAAGAUUACUUCAUCAGGGUGCAUUUUUACCUUGCUCGUUCCUAUCACUUUUAUCACCAUGACAUACAUCCGCGUUCUGGCAGCCAUCUUGAAAGUCCAAUCUGCAAAAGGGCAGCGCAAAGCUUUCUCCACAUGUGGUUCCCAUAUGACGGUUGUGGUACUUUUCUAUGGCAGUGCCAUAUUUAUGUACAUGAGACCUGAAUCCAGUCACUCUCCAGGCCAGGAUAAAAUGAUUUCUCUGUUUUAUAGCAUUGUCAUUCCUUUGUGCAAUCCCAUUAUUUAUAGUUUGAAGAAUAAAGAUAUGAAAACAGCCUUGACUAAAAUCCUGCAGUUCUGAAGACUUUGUGGAGUGCCAAACAAACACAUAAGAUGCCUUGCAGUGGUUUAUAAACUCUGGUCUGUUUCUUCUUUCGGGCAACAACUUUUUAUGGUUUCAGGCAGGAUUCUGCAAAUAUCUUUACUGCUAUAU
Notechis scutatus (mainland tiger snake) is the source of this 1050-nucleotide messenger RNA. RefSeq names its product olfactory receptor 2A5-like. The record is from RefSeq and is a predicted model, not a curated record. Gene Ontology annotation, biological process: G protein-coupled receptor signaling pathway. Lineage: Eukaryota; Metazoa; Chordata; Lepidosauria; Squamata; Elapidae. Gene Ontology annotation, molecular function: G protein-coupled receptor activity; olfactory receptor activity. Gene Ontology annotation, cellular component: membrane.